Molecule: messenger RNA, 774 nt
Organism: Ornithodoros turicata
Lineage: Eukaryota; Metazoa; Arthropoda; Arachnida; Ixodida; Argasidae
Exons: 1
Coding region: 1-774 (257 amino acids)
Biological process (GO): DNA integration
Molecular function (GO): nucleic acid binding
Source: RefSeq, a predicted model, not a curated record
AUGACUGUAAUCCGAGAGCUGAGGUGGAUCUUUUCCACCUUCGGUAUCCCUGAAAAGAUAGUUUCGGACAAUGGUGCACCUUUCGUUUCCGCUGAAAUUAAGGACUUCUACAAGAGCAAUGGUAUUACCCUGGUGACUAGUGCACCAUAUCACCCGGCAACCAAUGGCCUGGCGGAGAGAAUGGUUGCCGAGGUAAAAACGGCGCUUCGGAAGUAUACUCAAGGGUCGAUUGAGUGUCGACUGGCUCGUUUUCUUUUCAAACAGCAUUCAACUGUCAGCGCCAGCACAGGGGAGACACCAGCUGUUCGGAUGUUUGGACGAGAGUUUCCUUCGAGUCUGGACUUGCGUCGUCUUAAAAGGAGAACAGCGUACGAAGACAGGGAUUUGUCAAGAGCCAGAACAUUGGCACUACAGCAGAGGGUCUGGAUACGCAAUUUUAAUGGCACCCCGGCCUGGAUACCAGGGAAACUUGUUGAGCGUCAUGGGCUGCGAUCAUGGAUUGUCGACACAGGAACAAGACUGCAACGCAGACAUCUCGACCACAUCAGACGGGCGGCAAGGAAACCUGAGGUGGACCCUGCCCAGCAAGAAAUCCACAUAUCUCCGGCCACAGCCUGGGGAGCUCUACAAAGUCCAGAUACGGUUAUAGACGAAGAUUCCACGGAUUCUUCCCGUAUGGCCGUAAUACCCACAAGGAAUCGCGAAACAGUGCGUGACUAUCCUACAAGAGCUCGGAAGCCUCCGGGUUGGAUGAAGGACUACGUUUUCGCCUAG